UCACAUUGAUAGUCACCACCAAAACAUAAACUCGUUUUAUCAAUCCGCAGUAAAAUAAAAAAUAUAUUUUUAACUAAAAUGGGUGAACGCUAUAACAUACACAGUCAAUUGGAGCAUCUGCAGAGCAAGUACAUUGGAACAGGACACGCAGAUACUACAAAAUUCGAGUGGCUAACCAAUCAACACCGCGACUCAUUGGCCAGCUACAUGGGACACUACGACAUGUUGAAUUACUUCGCCAUAGCUGAGAAUGAAUCGAAGGCCCGAGUGCGAUUUAAUCUAAUGGAACGCAUGCUGCAACCGUGUGGACCGCCACCAGAAAAACUAGAAGAUUAAUAAGGAAAAAUAUUUAAAAAAAAAUUAUAUACAAAAUGCUGUUUAUUUUAUUAGAGAUGGGAUAACAGACUUCGGUUUUUACGAUGAUUUUUAGUAUUUUUGUAUUAUUGGUGUUUAUAUUGCGACCUAAACUAGUUAUUUUUAAAACUCGAUUAGUGGUCACGUUGCUUGUGGCUCUGCCGAGUGCAGUCGGGGAAAGCUUUUAAACUCGAUAUAACUUAUUUUCGUUUUAAUUAUAUAUUAAUUUGAGCACUAGUGAUUUAUUUAAAUAUUAAAUAAUAAAUAAAUCAAAUGCUGAAGCACAACCAAUAACAUCUCUCGUUUUGGAUUAUACAAAUGUGUACAUAAAAAAGUAAUUCUCUCAACUAUACAAAUCGAAUAAAUACCGUGAAAAGCUCAGCCUCGAAAGUUUAUUGAAAAUCAACAAUAAAAAUCCAAAAGGAAAAACGAAGAAAAAGAAAUCAUCACCAACCCACAGCAGCGUCGUCGACGGCAGAUAGAUUGCUCCUGAAGAAGAAGAAGAGGGGAAACGGAGCCUAUCGAGUGGACGUGAAGACGUAGCUGCUGCCUCUGCUGCUGCUUCUGCCGCUGCCGCUGUCGCU
Drosophila albomicans is the source of this 938-nucleotide messenger RNA. It is a transcript of the gene Sf3b5, whose product is annotated as splicing factor 3B subunit 5. Gene Ontology annotation, biological process: mRNA splicing, via spliceosome. Gene Ontology annotation, cellular component: precatalytic spliceosome; U2 snRNP. The transcript is spliced from 2 exons. The record is from RefSeq and is a predicted model, not a curated record. Bases 79 to 336 code for a protein of 85 amino acids. NCBI's taxonomy places the organism in Eukaryota, Metazoa, Arthropoda, Insecta, Diptera, Drosophilidae.